Messenger RNA from Camellia sinensis, 855 nucleotides. The record is from RefSeq and is a predicted model, not a curated record. NCBI's taxonomy places the organism in Eukaryota, Viridiplantae, Streptophyta, Magnoliopsida, Ericales, Theaceae.
AUGAAGAGAGCUUGCUCACAGUUGGGAGGCGUUUCUGGCGCAUCCGGGUCGAGGCAGACCCAGAGUCAUCAGCAGACCCAUUCAGUCCAGACUUCGAGAGUCCACCAGGGAGCCGCUUCGGCACAGUCAGUUCAGCAAGCCUAUGCUCCAAGGGAUGAGCAGGUUGACCAGAGGCCUCAGGGGCGCGUGUAUGCUGUUAUAGCGCCAGAGCAGAUGCCAGGACCUUCGGUCAUGAGAGGUAUAUUUAUUGUGUGUAAUUCAUUGGCCAGUGUGUUGAUAGAUACGGGUGCGUCGCAUUCAUUCAUAUUUGCAGCAUUUGAAUCCGCAUUGGGGUUAGAGGUGGCACAGUUAGCGUCUCCACUCAGAGUUGAGUCGCCAGUUGGGGGUACAGUUGACCUAGACUGGGGAUGUCGUGAUUGUGAGAUAGAGGUUGCCAGGCGUAGACUUUCGUUUGCUUUUGUGUUGUUAGACAUGUCCAGUUUCGACGUUAUUCUAGGCAUGGAUUGGUUGUCUUCGUAUCGGGCAGUGAUUGAUUGCUUUCGGCAAAGAGUCUCAGUGUGCACUUCAGGUGGCGAUUGUUUUUAUUUUCUGGGAGAUAGGGUUGAUCGGGCCUUGUCACCGGUGUUUGAUCCUCGUAGUAAGAGCGAGCUUAGCAGCCUUCUAGCUACUCUCUUGAAUAGUGAGAGUGUCGGGACUCGAGUUGAGUUGCCAAGGGUGGUGUGUGAGUACCCGAAGGUGUUUCCCGAAGACCUUAUCAGUUUGCCACCCCACCAGGAGAUUGAGUUCACUAUCGACUUAGUGCCUGGAACGACACCCAUUUCUAUGGCGCCGUAUAGAUUUGCCCCCGCGGAGUAG